AGUCAGGUUGGCCGGAGUCGGAGCGAGUGCCGUCAGUGGAGCCGCUAGCCUGGUGUGGUGUGGAGUGCCUCGUUCUCGCGCGGCCGCGCCGUUUCGUUUCGCUGACAGAUAACGCGCGCGAGACUUGGACGCUCCCGUCCAAGAUCGAUCGGGCCGCACAAAGGAGAUCGUAGAGAGUCGCGGCGCCAGUCGAUCUCGCGUCUCGCGAGUCAAAUCGUCACGGCCGUGCGCGUCGUGCUGUCACCGUGCGGUCAUCAGUGCGAUGGAAAGACUCAUUUCUCUCUCGCUCUCUCUCUCAACCCGCGAGUGAUUUUUUUUUCCUUUCAAACGGACACGAGACCGUAUAGUCCGUUGGAAAUCUGCCGCGCGACCCCAAUCAGGUUAAAAGGCUCUCUCUCUCUCUCUCUUUCUCUCUCUCUUGAAGGCCCGAUUUACCGUUUGUUGUCGCGAAACGUACAUACGCGAAAGCAUUUUCAUCCGCUGCGGAUCGGUUCGCUUGCUUUCAGGACACUUGUCGAUAAUCCGUAUGUACAUACGUGGAUAUAGAGUCCCGUGUGUUUCUCGGAUGCCUCGCGUGUCACGUCUCUCAAUACCAGCUUACGCGUUAUAUUCUCUCGCCAUGCUAAAAGUGUGCUGAAAAGACCGCUUCUCGUGACGAAUGUGACGACGCAGGAAGAUGCAGAUAGUGCGGAAUCAUCAUCGUGGUGGAUGAAACAAGUGAUCAGCUAGGAAGGAACGUGUGCGCGGUUACAUUACGAGAGAUUUACUCCGUGAUGGCAAGAACUAGCACGUUAUCCUUACACGAUGCCGCUCCCAGGCGAGUUAGCGGAAUACUGUGGAACCGGAGGCUGUGUUAAGAGUGCGUUAACACGCACAGUGAUAUUCGGCGCGGAGAAAGGAUCUAGUUUCGUGACGGACCGGUUUGCCGUAUGGUUCAAUAGACGAUAACGGGUGUUGUGUUGAGUGCGUUACCAUUGUGUUCAUAUAUUCAUUUCACGGAAAAUUGCCAUACUCGUCGUUACGUUUUCGAGUUGUGCACCUUGUGUCGUACGUUGUGAGAAGGAAGCGGGAAGAAAGGGAAGAAGAUAAAAGAAAGAGAAAAGAGAAAGGAAUGUCGCAGGCGACCUUUCACACUCGAAUAUCAAUGUUACCGAGUCAAGCGUCGUACGUUUGUGACUCUUUGAACGGGAAAAAAGGGGAACUAAAAUCGAGCGAGUGAAAGAGAACCGUUUCGUGUCGAAUCGUAUCAUGACAAAACACGAGAUUAAACGCGAGAUGGAUGGAUAAUAAGAGAGGAGGAAGCCGAGUAAAAAUAUAUUAAAAAUACCGGAAGUGUUUGAAGAGGAAUAAGAGGACGAAAAACGCGUUUCGAAAGGGAGCAAGAAAGAAAAUCCAGGCGAGAAGAUCAUAUUGUGAAACGAAGAGGUUUCUUGCAUAGUGGCAACUGCGGAGACUAAUGCUCAGGAUCGUAUAAUGGCCGAGGCCCCGUCCGACCCGAGACCCGUGAGCGUCGUUGCCGUCGAUGGUGCCGCUGUGGAUAAUGUAAGGAGCAACGCAAACCAAAUGCAGGAAGCACGAGACAAUGCUCGGUCCUUCACUUCGACAGAGGCGCAGACAGAGUUGGCCCUCCAGAACGGGCCGACCACGGCGAACCAGAUCGAGGAAGUUUCCAACGGCAUCCGAGACGCGCGUAGACGAGAACGACGGAUACGCAGACAGCAUCGUCGUGCUCUGAGAUCCUGCUCCAUACCGACGUAUCCCGCCGCCACACCAGGUUGCCAGACAGCUUCAACCGCACCAGGAGUGCCACUAGUGCCACCCGCUAGAGGUUUCCUUCACCCUCCGCCCCCGCACUUGAAUCUCAGAGGUCUCAGCCUCGGUUUGCCCUUCCCUGUACCUACUAGCGUGUCCGCCUUCGGCAGGGACACGGUACCAAAACAGUGUUGCGGUUUGGGUUCCCCGCCAGUACGCUGGUCUAUAUUGGGUGUCGGCUUUGUAGGUCUAGUCUGCGCCGGUGCAGGCACUCUCCUUGGCGCUCUCAAAGCUUCUGGUCGUGAUCAUCUUUUAGGAAUAUUUAUGUCCGGUAUAGGAGUGCUUCUGGUAUUGGUGAGUGCAGUGGCGUGGCGACUAACUAAUCAAGAUUAUUGUGGCAGUUUAUUUGGAUUCACAAGCAUUUCUAGUAGAAUACCACCUGCGAGACCAAUACAUCCGUAUGCUGCUAUGAUCUAUCCGGAAUUUCAAUUUAGAACGCCGCCACCAAGUUAUCAAGCUAGUAUGCAAGAAUAUAGACUUCGAUUAUUGUUAUUGGACCGAUUGCAGCCCACAUCGUCGCCGCCACCGACUUACAGAUCAAAUGCGGGAAGUAUCAUGGCUCCUGGUACAGCAAGAGAGAGUCGACCGCCGAGUUAUUGCGCGGAGUCCAAUGUCGCGCCUAAUAUUACUUUAGUGUCCUCGAAGAAGGACGCAAAUCUCGUUAGGAUUGUCCAAACUGAAUCUGAACCGGUUAUUCUCAGUGGCGAUCAAACGCCGCCGGUAGCUGCUGUUGAAGUACUGGCGCAUCUUUAGUUUAAACAAAUUAUAAUUUAUGCUUGGCCAUUUUUUUCGAAGUUUAAAGCGAUGAUGUACCUAAAGUAGACAACAGGGUGUUUACUGAAUUCUAUAAAAAAAUGUCAUUAGAAUUCCUGGAUUUUCCAGGUAUUUUUAUUCAAGCAAGAUUGGAGAAUUUUAUAACUGCAACUUUGAAAUAAAUUGCAAGCAGUGCAAACAAAUUGUAUAUUAUAAAUUCGUACAAGACAGGGAUUUCGUGAGAUUAUCCUUUUUUACAAUUGGUACGUGAGAAAUCUAUAGGAUAGACUUACUACAAUAUGGUAUCAAUGAGCUACUCUCUUCUGUAUCUCUCUCUUAUAUAUUGUCUUCUAUAACCACUCUGAUUUUUUGAAAGAAAAAUUCGACAUGAGAAUGUAUAUGAAUAUACGUGAAUGUGUAUGCCAUACUUAUUGCAUAUUGAUUGUCAACAUUUUACAUCAUUAAAAAAAAAAAAAAUGAAAAAAACAAUGUUUUCAAAAAAAGAAUUUAAAUUUAAAUAAAAUUCUAAAAAUUUCUCUGAAUACUAAUAAAAUUCCAUGAAAAUUCUCGAUUUUUAUGGAUAAAAAAGAAAUCCCUUAAAAAUUUGCAGAUAGUAAACACUCUGUAGAUAGCGUUAUUAUGUAAAUUACUUUUUUUAAUAUAAGACGAAGAUAAAGUUUACAGACGCCAUGUAUGCCUUUGCACUUCAAUUCUCAGAUUGAAUGCAUCAUAUCGCACCUUGUUUCAAAAGGGACGCGAUUUAAAAAAUGAUAAAAAAUUAAAUUUCUCAGAAAAGGGGAGAAAACUCUUUUUCAAUUUGACAGAAAAUUUACUAAUCAAAUAAUAUCGGCAAAAUUCUUAAAAACAUUAAAAAAUCAUUUUUGUCAUUCUUCACUUUGUUUUUUAUUUUCGAACGCAGUCUUUAAAAAAUUACCUUUUUUGAAUUAUGAUAAUUUUGAUAUCUUUAUGAAGUUCAGUUAGUUCACUUUUGAUGAUUGAUAGAAUAAUGUUUACUAACUACUUGUUUAUGGUAACAAUUAGGGUAACAAUUGUUAUUUUUGAAGAUUCAAAUUAACUUCGAAGUUUCGAAAAAUAUAUUCAUGUACUAUUAUUAUUAGCUAUAUUAAAUUAAUAAUUUUGACUCUUCAAAGAUUGAAGUAUCGAAGUUUUAAAGUUCAAAUGUCUAAGCCUUCGAAACAAAUCAUUUUAAUAAUAACUCAUCGUUUUCGAAAAUCAUCGUUUUUCAAGUUGCGUCAUUUUUAAAGCAAGAGUGCGAUAUGUAGAUAUUCAUUUAUUAUGAUUCGCGCAGCUGUGUACAGUCGGGUAGACAAUGUAUAUAAGUCUACAUAUAAUACUUGAAGAAAUUCUUUGAUUAUUAGUUGAGGAUAAUUUUAUUUAUUUUAAUAUAUAUUA
Molecule: messenger RNA, 3978 nt
Organism: Wasmannia auropunctata (little fire ant)
Lineage: Eukaryota; Metazoa; Arthropoda; Insecta; Hymenoptera; Formicidae
Exons: 6
Coding region: 1474-2565 (363 amino acids)
Source: RefSeq, a predicted model, not a curated record